Trichoderma asperellum CBS 433.97 is the source of this 1631-nucleotide messenger RNA. RefSeq lists its product as uncharacterized. Gene Ontology annotation, cellular component: cytoplasm. Lineage: Eukaryota; Fungi; Ascomycota; Sordariomycetes; Hypocreales; Hypocreaceae. The record is from RefSeq and is a predicted model, not a curated record. Gene Ontology annotation, molecular function: alcohol dehydrogenase (NAD+) activity; zinc ion binding.
CCCCUCGGAAAUAUCGCUUAUUCAACAUAGUCAACACAUGGGAGAUCCUCUUUUUCAGCCCUGAUAGGUUUCAAUCUUCGGAAUUUCCACCUCUUGGAUAAAUCCAUUUCCGAUUCAGUGUCAGUCUGCAGCGCAUUAUUAUGGACCUGAUGUUGUAUCUGCGGGUGCAACCCUCGAUGACACCAUGUUGAAAGCCCACAUAUAUAAUAUACAGUUGUUGGCCUCGUCAGUCACAUCAUUACAUCACUCUACUUCACUUCAUUUUACUCCUCGCCCUCGACUUGAUACCCUUUGUGAAUAACUGUGCUUCGUUGUAACAAAAAGUCCACCACAAACACCACAAUGUCUCUCCCCAAGACGUACAAGGCCAUGGUCACCCUCGAGGCCAACAAGCCCUUUACCCUCCAAGAGCUCCCCCUGAAGCUUCCCGAGCCCGGCCAAAUCCUCGUCAAAGUCCUCGCCUGCGGUGUCUGCCUUUCAGAUGUCUUCAUCAUCAACGGCCACAUGGGCACCGCCUUCCCCCGUGUCACCGGCCACGAAAUCGUCGGCGAUGUCGUCGCCGUCGGUGACAACGUAACCCGUGUCUCUGUGGGCGAGCGCGUAGGCGGUCCUUGGCACGGUGGCCAUGACGGAACUUGUCGCUCCUGCGAGCGCUCACAGUACCAGUUUUGCAAGAAUCAGAAGAUCAACGGAGUCAGUUUCGACGGCGGCUAUGCUGAAUACGUUCUUCUACGAGCUGAGGCUGCGGUUCGCGUGCCCAAGGAAAUGGACGCCGCGGAGGUUGCCCCGUUCUUGUGUGCCGGAGUUACUGUUUUCAAUGGAAUGCGCAAGCUACGUGUUGAGCAAGGAGGACUGGUUGCUGUGAAUGGACUUGGAGGACUGGGCCACUUGGCAGUGCAAUACGCCAACAAGAUGGGAUAUGAGGUCGUCGCUAUCUCAUCCGGAGACGACAAAGCCGCCCUGGCGAAAGAGCUCGGUGCCCAUCAUUACAUCAACGCCAAGAAGAGCGACGCUGUCGCCGAGAUUCUCAAGCUGGGCGGCGCCGACAUGAUUGUCCAGACGGCUCCCAACCCCGAUACCAUCAGCAAACUCGUCAAGUCUCUGGGCCCAGGCGGCAAACUUCUCAACCUCUGUGUUGUUGGAGAAGUUCCCGUCGACACGACUACGCUGGUUUCCAAGGGCGCGAGUGUUCACGGCUGGCCAAGUGGACAUGCAUCCGACAGCGAGGAUGCGAUUCGAUUCGCCCUUACACACGGCAUUCGCUGCAUGAUCCAGAGAUAUCCGCUCGAGGAGGCGCAGCAGGCGGUUGACGAUUUGAUUGCCGGAAAGCCUCGGUUCAGGAAUGUGUUGGUGAUGAACCACUAAGCUGGAUGGGCGGAUUGAUGGGGCGGUUGGAAGCGUUGUAUUAUUUGUUAUGAAGCCAUGAGAGAGAAUCGUGGAUUAGCUAUAUACAUACAUGUUAGCUAGAGCCUAUUGGAUGAACCACUAGACUAGAAGCGCCAUAGAAGGCUCUAAAAGGAGAAUAAUGGGCAUUGUGGCGGCGACAAUCUACAAGGUUCCGGCGCAAGCUAAAUGAAGAUGAAACAUGCAUUUAAUAGCAAACUCAAUGUAUAUUUCUCAUAAACAUUCAC